UUAUCUUAAAGUUUAAAUUUGUAAUGUUUACCAGUUGAUCACUAAAUCUACCCUAAUGAUAAGGGUAAACCUGUUGAUUGCGCUGCUUGGAGCAGGACUUGCUUUAGGAGCAGGAGUAGCAGGAGAGAAGAAGGUGGUUUGCUACUUCUCCGGCUUUUACAGGCCAGGUUCAGGCAGGUUCGAUAUCGACAACAUUGAUCCUUUCCUCUGUACUCACAUCAACUAUGCAUUCGCUAACAUGGAUAACAGUACCUGGGAACUAGUUUCUUAUGAUCCCUGGUAUGAUCUUGCUCCCUGGGAUCAGGGCUGUGACGGAGAUCAUUGUCACUGGGACAGCUACAGGAGGUUCAACAAGCUUAAGGAGGUUAACCCCGAUCUCAAAACUUUGAUUUCCGUCGGAGGAUGGAACUCUGGAUCCGGACAGUGGUCUCAAAUGGCCUCAGAUCCGAUGAAAAGAGAUAUUUUUAUCAAAAGCUCUGUAAGUUUUGUCGCCAGAUUCGGGUUUGACGGAAUUGAUUUUGACUGGGAGUAUCCAGGUAGUAGACCUGGUUCCGACUUGGAGCAUGACAAGGAAUCCUUCACCGUGUUUAUCCAGGAGUAUGCUGAAGCUCUACACCAAGAAGGAUUCAUCCUAACUGCUGCUACCCCUCCUAACAUUAAUAUUGCAGAAGCAGGAUAUGAUUUCCCGAAGGUAAUGGAAGCUCUGGACUUUGCAAAUAUCAUGGUUUAUGAUUACCACGGAACCUGGGAAAACUUUACCGGACAUGAAACCCCGUUGUACGGACGGGUUGAAGAGAACAAUCCUGAUCAUCCUGGAUAUUUGUACAAUGUGAACGCAACCAUCAACUACUACCUGGAGAACGGAGCUCCUGCAGAGAAGCUGGUUCUAGGUACUGCUGGAUACGGGAGAGGGUUUAUAGUGGAUAGUAGUACAAAUACUGGUCUGUACUGUCCAACUGCUGGACCUAUACCUAAAGCUGAGUUUACCAGGUCAGACGGAUUCUGGAGCUAUUAUGAGAUUCUACAAUCUCAGAAAGAAUCUGAAUGGGAGAUCGUUCGGGACGGAUGUUACAUGGCUCCAUAUGCUGUUCAGCACUUGUACUGGAUCGGAUACGAGGAUAGAGACUCAAUACAGAUCAAGGCACAGUUCGCCAACACCAAGGGUCUUGGAGGAAUCAUGUUCUUCUCCAUUGAUAUGGAUGAUUUCAGCGGUUUGUACGGUAGCAGGUACCCUCUCCUCACCCAGGUCAAGCACGUCAUGGAUACUGGAGAAGAACUCAACCCGGAUAAUAUCCUAGGAGAGAACAGUGGGUGUGAGUCUGCUCCGUACUGUAAUAUCAACUAGGAUACAUCCAUUUAAACUAUUGAAAUGUUGAAAUGUAAACCUAUAAUUAAUAAAUGUUUUGCCUUCUCCCCC
Molecule: messenger RNA, 1417 nt
Organism: Eurytemora carolleeae
Lineage: Eukaryota; Metazoa; Arthropoda; Copepoda; Calanoida; Temoridae
Product: acidic mammalian chitinase-like
Biological process (GO): chitin catabolic process; carbohydrate metabolic process
Cellular component (GO): extracellular region
Molecular function (GO): chitinase activity; chitin binding
Source: RefSeq, a predicted model, not a curated record